This is a messenger RNA of Mesorhabditis belari, 819 nucleotides long. NCBI's taxonomy places the organism in Eukaryota, Metazoa, Nematoda, Chromadorea, Rhabditida, Rhabditidae. The record is from the annotation of a GenBank genome assembly.
AUGGAUCCAAACCGGAGAAAAUCAGAGAAGAGCUCGAAAUGCGAGCUCUGUUUGGAAACGGUUCGAAUAAAAGUUGAAGGCAAAGUGACAAGUGAAAUGAUGUCACAUGCAGCCGUUCAUCUACAAGUGACACAGUUCUGUUGCUCAAAGUGUAAGUAUGGCUAUUAUACCAAGGAAUCUGCAAUGUUGCACGUUCAUCAACGCCAAUCGUACAUCUUUGACACAAUAAAUGACAAUCUGCUGAUGGGGCAGUAUAAAAUGGCUCUUGCUUGUUUUCCCGAAUCAAGAGAGGAGAUUGCCGAGUGGUUCAACAGGGAAUAUUCAGCGUUGAAGAAAAAAACCUUCACAAAUCGGCGAAUUUGCCAAGUUCCAACUAAGAAAGACGUUGCUAACAAUGGGCCACCUAUACUCAAUUUACCAAUGGAUUCUUCUAUUGGUCCUUUGGUUACAAAUCAGCUACUGAAAAGUGAAGUCGAAUCCCAAGAACCGUGCUUACCGCAAGGAGGUUCAAAACAAGGAAGCUCAGGAUAUCGAGAAGAUUUGCAUGAGGAUUACAUGCAUACAGUAAAGCUAACCAUCGAGGUGCAACGUCUCCAAGAAGAACUCAAAAAGAAAGAGAACAUAAUUUUCGAUCGAGACGGGCAAAUCGCCGAUCUGCGGCUAAAGUUAAAAUCAGCCAACAAUGCUUUGGAAGAAAAAGAUAAAGAACUGAAGGAAUUGAAAGAAAUGUUUCAAAAAGUCAACGAAAGUCGAGAUCAUGUUCGGCGCUUGUUGGGCCAAUGCACUGAAGAGUUGGAAAUGGAAAAACCAAAGAACAAA